Messenger RNA from Acanthosepion pharaonis, 1089 nucleotides. The record is from the annotation of a GenBank genome assembly. NCBI's taxonomy places the organism in Eukaryota, Metazoa, Mollusca, Cephalopoda, Sepiida, Sepiidae.
AUGUCUAUUACUCCACCGUGCCUAAACCUUUUUUUUUUAUUUUUACUUCUCUCUCUUUAUUUCUUCGUCAUCUCUUUACGUCUAUCUUUCUCUUUCUCCUCUCCUUAUCUUCUUAGCUUUCUCUUUCUCCUCUCCUUAGUCUUCUUAGCUUUCUCUUUCUCCUCUCCUUAUCUUCUUAGCCUUCUCUUUCUCCUCUCCUUAGUCUUCUUAGUCUUUUCCUCUCCUUAUCUCUCGCUGCUUUCUCUUUCUCCUCUCCUUAGUCUCUCUUGCUUUCUCUUUCUCCUCUCCUUAGUCUCUCGCUGCUUUCUCUUUCUCCUCUCCUUAGUCUCUCGUUGCUUUCUCUUUCUCCUCUCCUUAGUCUCUCGCUGCUUUCUCUUUCUCCUCUCCUUACCUUCUCUUUCUCCUCUCUUAAUGCUUUCUCUUUCUCCUCUCCUUAGUCUCUCCUUCUUUUCUCUUUCUCCUCUCCUUAGUCUCUUGCUGCUUUCUCUUUCUCUCCUUAUCUCUUCUCUUUUCUCCUCUCUCCUUAGUCUCUCGCUGCUUUCUCUUUCUCCUCUCCUUGUCUCUUUCUUUCUCUUUCUCCUCUCCUUAUCUCUCGCUGAUUUUCUUUCUCCUCUCCUUAGUCUCUCGCUGCUUUCUCUUUCUCCUCUCCUUAGUCUUCUUAGCCUUCUCUUUCUCCUCUCCUUAGUCUCUCGCUGCUUUCUCUUUCUCCUCUCCUUAGUCUCUCGCUGCUUUCUCUUUCUCCUCUCCUUAGUCUCUCGCUGCUUUCUCUUUCUCCUCUCCUUAGUCUCUCGCUGCUUUCUCUUUCUCCUCUCCUUAGUCUCUCGCUGCUUUCUCUUUCUCUUUCUCCUUAUUCUUCUUAGCUAUCUGUUAUCUUUCUCUGUCUCAUCUUUUUCUUCUCUCCAAUUACUUUCUUCCUAUUCUCUAAUUCUUCAACGCUCGUUACGACGUCUUUCUUUUUUAUUCCCUUCAUCUUUAACGUCAUUUUUCAGCCUCUACCUCGCCUUCCUCAUCCGAUCGGCAGGUGGCCCACUAGAGAUUGUAUCUCAAACAACCAAGUUAAUAGCCACAAUUGUCCUGUCUGUUGAAUAA